Arabidopsis thaliana (thale cress) is the source of this 1220-nucleotide messenger RNA. RefSeq names its product small and basic intrinsic protein 2;1 (gene SIP2;1). Bases 282 to 995 code for a protein of 237 amino acids. The record is from RefSeq and is marked reviewed. Gene Ontology annotation, cellular component: membrane; endoplasmic reticulum membrane. Gene Ontology annotation, biological process: transmembrane transport. The transcript is spliced from 3 exons. Lineage: Eukaryota; Viridiplantae; Streptophyta; Magnoliopsida; Brassicales; Brassicaceae. Gene Ontology annotation, molecular function: channel activity.
AUGUCUAUUGGUUAAUAGCCGAAGCUCGUUCCAAAAUCGAAGAGAAUCUAUAAUCUCAUCACGACACACCAAAGCCAAAACCUUUAUUGUCGGAAGCUGACUCAGACUCAAACAAUGUCUCUAGCGUCAAUUAUAUGCUAAAUUCACCAGCCGCUUAGAGCCAAUCAUAUAAUCUCGAUUCUCUUCAACGGUCCUCAAUUAUCCUAAAUUCAGAUCAUAAAAACGCUAACUUUUAAUUUCUUUCUUUCUGAGAAAUUGGUUCUCAUCGUUGGAAUCGAAAAAUGGGACGAAUCGGUUUAGUAGUGACUGAUCUGGUAUUGUCGUUCAUGUGGAUAUGGGCAGGAGUUCUGGUCAACAUUUUAGUCCAUGGAGUUCUUGGAUUUAGCCGGACCGAUCCUUCCGGUGAGAUCGUUCGUUAUCUCUUCUCUAUCAUCUCCAUGUUCAUCUUCGCCUACCUUCAACAAGCCACCAAAGGCGGGCUUUAUAAUCCUUUGACCGCUUUGGCUGCUGGAGUCUCCGGUGGCUUCAGCAGUUUCAUCUUCUCCGUCUUCGUUCGAAUCCCCGUCGAGGUAAUAGGAUCAAUUCUUGCGGUUAAGCAUAUCAUUCACGUAUUCCCUGAGAUUGGGAAAGGACCUAAACUAAAUGUAGCAAUUCACCACGGUGCUUUAACAGAAGGGAUACUAACAUUCUUCAUUGUACUGCUCUCAAUGGGACUAACAAGAAAAAUCCCGGGAAGUUUCUUCAUGAAGACUUGGAUCGGUAGUCUUGCUAAGUUAACUCUUCAUAUUCUUGGCUCUGAUCUUACCGGUGGAUGCAUGAACCCUGCAGCUGUUAUGGGAUGGGCUUAUGCACGCGGUGAACAUAUAACGAAAGAGCAUUUACUUGUGUAUUGGCUUGGACCUGUGAAGGCUACGUUGCUUGCAGUUUGGUUCUUCAAAGUUGUGUUUAAGCCUCUCACCGAAGAACAAGAGAAACCUAAGGCCAAAUCUGAGUGAGGAAUGAGGAAUGAGCUCAGCUUUCAUAUUUAAUCCUCUCUGGAUAAAUCUCCUUUACACAAGACACAGAGGGUAGGAUUGUUUCCAGGGAUAUUUUCGUAGAUUUUGUAAUGUGUUUUUUUUUUAUGUUGCAAACUCAACUGUAUCAACCAGUUCAAUAAAAUCUGAAAUUUAAGUAAGUCCAAUGCGCAAUAUGAUCAAAUAUAUGCAGUAAAAGUUUAUUGC